UUUUAUUCUUUGUGAAUCGUACCACAGACAGUUCUCCCUACGCAUACGGCCACCUUUGCGCUACUACGCAACCCUUGAUAGCCAUCGACGUUUUCCGCUUCGCCAACCUUCUGCUCGAGUGACGGCUCAUUACUGCGGAAAACUUGGACGUGAUGGACGACGCCGAGCGACGCGGCGCGAAGCGCUCUCGCUUCGACCAGACCGAACCUGAACCACGCCGCUCUCGGUUUGACCGCCGCUCUCGCUCGCCGCCGGCCCGCAAACCUGAUUCCAACCGCGACCGUGAGCGUAGCCCUCUGUCGCGGCCCCAAGACUCACCGUCCGCCUCGAAGUCUCCGUCUGUCGACCCGGCCGCGGCUGCUGCCGCUGCUGCUGCCCGUAUCAAUGCGCAAAUCCAAGCACGCAAGGGCAUUCAGCACGUCGACGUCCCCCCUAUCCGCUCGAGCUCGGCAGGCAAAGCUGGCGCAUCCGGUACCAGCACCAUCAAUGGAGAGAUGUAUAUCUCUGAUGGCGAUUACAUUAAGGAUAUCGAAGUCAAUGACCUGCGCAACCGAUACCUCCUCACAAAGGGGUCGACUCAACAAAUGAUCAAAAAGGAAACUGGUGCCGAUGUCACUACCCGCGGCAGCUACCUUCCCGACAAGAACAUGGCUACCCCCUCGAACCCGCCUCUCUAUCUCCAUGUCACCAGCACAACGAAGGAAGGAUUGGAGAAGGCUGUUGCUAUGAUUGAGGAAUUGAUGAAGCAGGAACUCCCGCAGCUUGUCGACGAGCGUCGCUUCCGUCGCCGGGAGCAAGACCGAGAGCCGGUCGAGCGCGAUGAAUUCGGCCGACGAAAAUGGCCCGAGGAGAAGAUUCCGAUCGGCUUGGAGCCGGUGCCGGGUUUCAAUCUUCGCGCCCAGGUCGUGGGACACGGCGGGGCCUACGUCAAACAUAUCCAGCAGGAGACAGGCUGCCGCGUCCAGAUCAAGGGCCGCAACUCCGGCUACGUAGAAGCGUCAACCGGCCGCGAGAGCGACGAGGAUAUGUAUCUGCACGUGGCGAGGGGUCCUGACCCCAAGAUGGUCGAGAAGGCAAAGGAGCUCUGCGAGGACCUGCUAGCCAAUGUCAGAGAGCAGUACGAGGAGUUCAAGAACCGCCCGCCCCGUAGCUACGGCGGCGGGGGGUAUGGCGGGCGCGGUGGCGGCGACUCGUACCAGGGUUAUAACCGCGACAGCCAUCACCAUAACAGCAGCCACAGCUACAGCAACUCUCCUGCGCCUGGAGCGGGCCCCUCGGCGUCGCCUCCGUCGUCGACUA
Thermothielavioides terrestris NRRL 8126 is the source of this 1299-nucleotide messenger RNA. RefSeq lists its product as uncharacterized. The record is from RefSeq and is a predicted model, not a curated record. The annotation marks the transcript as partial. Gene Ontology annotation, cellular component: nucleus. Gene Ontology annotation, molecular function: RNA binding. Lineage: Eukaryota; Fungi; Ascomycota; Sordariomycetes; Sordariales; Chaetomiaceae. The transcript has 7 exons.